GGUGUAGCUCACGAAUACCCCGCCCUGUGGGCCGGACCAUUACAGCGGAGGGGUGUUUCCUCCCUUCUGAGCGAGCCAAAGGGGAUCGUUUCCUAAAAUGGGGGUCUAAGAGAGCGGCGAACCGCGCGGCGCCCCAGCGAUUCGCCGUCGCUCCCGCCCCGCGGGAGGGAAGGGAGAAGCGGCGCCGCGAGUGGCGCGGCCUGCUCCGGGUGUGACCCGGGCGCUCUGUGGGGCCGCUGGCAGGGACGGGUCAGGGAGCAGCGGACCGAAGACGGUAGACAUGGCGUAUCCUGGGCAUCCCGGCGCUGGCGGCGGCUACUACCAGGGCGGGUAUGGAGCUGCUCCAGGAGGACCAGUGUUCCAUGGGCAGACUCAAGAUCCUUUGUAUGGUUAUUUUGCUGCGGUAGCUGGGCAGGAUGGACAAAUAGAUGCUGAUGAGCUGCAGAGAUGUCUGACCCAGUCGGGCAUAGCAGGAGGGUAUAAACCUUUCAACCUAGAGACAUGCAGGCUCAUGAUUUCUAUGCUGGAUAGGGAUAUGUCUUGUACAUUGGGAUUCAAUGAAUUUAAAGAGCUCUGGGCUGUAUUGAAUGGGUGGAGACAACACUUCAUAAAUUUUGACAGUGACAGAAGUGGUACAGUGGAUCCUCAAGAGCUGCAGAAAGCCUUAACUACUAUGGGAUUUAGGUUGAGCCCACAGGCAGUGGCUGCAGUCGCAAAACGAUACAGCACCCAUGGGAAGAUUACAUUUGAUGAUUACAUUGCCUGCUGUGUAAAACUCAGAGCUCUGACUGACAGUUUUCGAAGAAGGGAUACAUCCCAGCAGGGUGUUGUGAAUUUCCAGUAUGAUGAUUUCAUACAAUGUGUUAUGAGCAUCUAAUUGAAGAGGAAGGAAGAUGUGGAAGGCAUGAUUAACAUUCCAUUUUGUCUUUUGCUUUGCACCUAAAUUUAUCAUGGCAAUGUAACUAAAUAUUGGUAUUUGCAUAUUUUAUAAUGAUGCUGCUUUGUGAUUUUUUUUUUAGUUUUGAUAAAUAUAAAUGAACAAAGGAUCUUUUUAAAAUGAAAGAUCAGCUCUCAUCCUUAACCUUAUUUUUUUUUUAAAUUUUGCAUAUACUUGUAAAUCACCUUUUAUGUAUAACUUAAAUGAUUAUGUAAAUCGUAAGACUUUCUGUAGUGUUUACACUUCCCCCUCUCAUGAGCUACUAAAACAUUCACCACA
Dermochelys coriacea (leatherback sea turtle) is the source of this 1216-nucleotide messenger RNA. RefSeq names its product sorcin (gene SRI). Lineage: Eukaryota; Metazoa; Chordata; Testudines; Dermochelyidae. Bases 281 to 877 code for a protein of 198 amino acids. The transcript has 8 exons. Gene Ontology annotation, molecular function: calcium ion binding. The record is from RefSeq and is a predicted model, not a curated record.